Molecule: messenger RNA, 1143 nt
Organism: Perkinsus marinus ATCC 50983
Lineage: Eukaryota; Perkinsozoa; Perkinsida; Perkinsidae
Product: mRNA export protein, putative
Exons: 10
Coding region: 34-1143 (369 amino acids)
Biological process (GO): transcription-dependent tethering of RNA polymerase II gene DNA at nuclear periphery; RNA export from nucleus
Cellular component (GO): nuclear pore
Molecular function (GO): ubiquitin binding; RNA binding
Source: RefSeq, a predicted model, not a curated record
UCCAGUGGGAGCUUGUUCACUUGUGGCCGCAAAAUGUUUGGCAGUAGUGCGUUCGGCGGUGGUGGUUUUGGCAGUGGCGCGGUUGCUCCUAAGAAUCCCAAUACGAACAAUAGUCAUGAGGUCGCCCAGUCCCCUGGUGAUACUGUCAGCGAACUCGCAUGGUCCCCUGCGGCUAACAUUCUGGCCGCUGCAUCGUGGGAUAAGCAAGUGAGGAUAUGGGAAGUCACGACACAGGCCAGCACAAGUGCCUUUGGAGGCUCCUCGGGUUCCAAUAGCAUUCAAGCGACACCGAAACUGGCGUAUGGUCACGAGGCGCCGGUGAUGUCGUGUUGUUUCACGAAGGAUGGGGCGAAUGUGAUAUCAGCUGGAUGUGAUAAUAAGGUGAAGAUGUAUAACCUUCAAGCACAGCGAGAUCAACAGAUCGGACAACACGAUGCACCGGUAAAGAAGGUUGUAUGGGUAGAGGAGAUGAAGAUGUGCAUCUCUGGGUCGUGGGACAAAUCGUUGAGGUUCUGGUCACCUGGUCAGCCCAACCCAGUGGCGACCUUGCAGCUUCCUGAACGUCUAUAUGCCAUGGAUUGCAAUUUCCCACUGCUGGUGUGUGCUACGGCAGAUCGGCAUGUGAUAGUGUACAACCUACAGACGUUGACGCAGAAUCCUAACCCUUAUAAAAGCAUUCAGAGCGCGUUAAAGAUGCAAACGCGGUGUGUGGCAUGCUUCCCAGAAAAGAGCGGAUACGCAAUUGCGAGUAUUGAAGGUCGUUGCUCGAUCGCCUAUGUUGAGGAAAAUAUGAAGGACAAGUCGUUCACGUUCAAGUGCCACAGAACGAACGAUGAAAUAUACCCUGUGAAUGCUGUGGAUUUCCAUCCGACUUUCAGCACAUUUGUAACCGCUGGUGGCGAUGGUACGUUCAUGGUUUGGGACAAGGAACAGAAGCAGCGACUGAAGGCUUUCCAGAACUGUCACUAUCCUAUUACUGCAGCAAAGUUCAGCACUCAGGGGGAUAUGCUGGCUUAUGCUGUUGGUAACGACUGGAGUAAGGGGUAUGAGUUUGCUAAGAAUUAUCCAGUGACUAAGAUUCUCAUUCAUAAGGUCCAUGAGGCUGAAGUGAAGCCAAAGCACACACUGGGUCGUAGACGAUAG